AUGAGCCUCGCCGGCCCCGAGCCCUCGCCCGAGCCCUCGCCUCGCGUGCCCUCCGUCGUGGUGUGCGGACUCGACUGGACGCUCUGGCCGCGGCCGCGGGUCAAGUCUUCCGGCGUCGCCUGGGCGCCGGCCGAGGGAGGCGGAGGUGGGCUGCGCUCCCCGUGCGGCGCGCGGCUCGACCUCUUCCCUGGCGCGCGGGCGGCGCUGGCGGCGCUGGCCGACGGCGGCAUUUCCCUCGCCCUCGCGUCGCGCAGUCACCGGCCGGAGUGGGCCGUCGAGUGGCUGCGUUCGCUCCGUGUGGGCGAGAGGAGCGUGGCCGAGCUGGUCGGUGGGUCGCCGGUGCUCUUUCGCGACGGACCAAAGGCGCUGCACGUGCGAGAGAUAGCGGAGCGGGUGGGCGUUGCGGUGGAGGAGGUCCUGUUUUUCGACGACCGCCUCUCGGACGUGGUGAGCGUCCGUCGGGAGGGCGCCACCGCGGUGCACUGCCCGGGCGGCCUCAGUCUGACGACGGGCGAGCAGCUGGCUCGGCAGCAGUUUCGCGUCGAGGCGGACAAGGCGGAGCUGCGCGACCUCGAGGCGGCGAUACGGAGAGAGGGGCUCCUCGUGGGCGGGAAGUCGCAUGCCGAGCGGGCGCAGGCAUACCGCGCGGCGCUGCAGGCCGAGCAGCCGGCGGCGGAGCAGAGGGUGGAGGAGGAAGUGCUCGCGUUCAAGACGCGGCUCGACGCCGAGGGCAGCACCGUGCAGGCGCGGCGUCGGGCCGCCAUCAGGAAGAUGCAGCUCCAGGUCCUCCAGGACGAGGAGGGCUUGCGCGAGAUCUCGAGGGUCGUGGCCGAGCGCGGGCCCGCUGCCCAAGCGGUCCAGCUCGGGGUCUUCGCGAGUGAUGGACAGCGGUUCCCUGAGUUCAGCUUUAUUCCCUGA
Messenger RNA from Emiliania huxleyi CCMP1516, 918 nucleotides. RefSeq lists its product as hypothetical. The transcript is spliced from 2 exons. Bases 1 to 918 code for a protein of 305 amino acids. The record is from RefSeq and is a predicted model, not a curated record. Gene Ontology annotation, molecular function: acid phosphatase activity. NCBI's taxonomy places the organism in Eukaryota, Haptophyta, Isochrysidales, Noelaerhabdaceae.